AUGGCAAAGAAGAGAAAGGCCUCCGGCCAACCCAAGCCGAGCAAGGCAACUGCGCAGAGUUCGAAACUGGCCAUCAGCACCUAUCAAGAUGUCGCCGAUUCCGAGGACGAAUUUCACAUCAACCGCGAUAAGAUAUUGUUAGACGAAGGCCCCGAUGCCAAAAGGCGCCGGAAAUGGAAGGAACAAGACGAGCUUCUCGAAGCAUCCGAUGAAGAGGUCCUCAACUACGACGAGCAAUCAGACGACAACCAGGACGAGGAUGACUACGAUGAGCCCGCUGGCGAAAGAGACGCGGCAUCUGACUAUUCUGGCUCUGAGGCUCCUGCCGGUGAAGAGGACGAAGACAAUGAGGCCUGGGGUGCAUCGAAGGAGGAUUACUACGGUGCCGACGCCAUAGAAACGGAGGAGAAUGCGCUUGAGGAGGAGAAAGAGGCCAUUCAAACCCAGAAAAAGCAGCUGGAGCGCAUGACUGAGGCUGAUUUUGGCUUUGACGAGUCGGAAUGGCUGGAUGCAGAUCAAGAGGAGGAUGGCGAGGCAGACGGCGAGGUCGUUACGGAGGUCCUGCCGGAAGUACAAAUCACGGACGAUAUGGGCCCCGCUGAGCGACUCAAACUACUCAAGACAAGAUAUCCUGAGUUCGAGCCGCUGUCGAAAGAGUUUCUCGACCUGCAGCCUCUGCACAAUGAGCUUGCACUCGCCGCUGCCGCCGCCCGGAAAAUGCAACAACAACGAGCUGCCAGGGCUACCGGGCAGAACAAGAACCUCAAAACACCAGCCGCAGUCAUCAAGUACAGAGCUCUGGCUGCUUAUCUCGCAGCAUUGACUAUGUACUUCGCUCUGCUCACCUCAACAUCCACAGCUGCAGAUGGAAAGGUCACGGCUUUGUCACCUGCCGAGCUGCGGGAUCAUCCGGUCAUGGAGGGCUUGGUACAAUGCCGCGAGCUGUGGAGUAAGGUGAAGAACCUCUCGAUCGCGAACAAGAUCGCCGAUAGCGAUACGAGCAACGAGCUGGAGGCCAUUGAGGAGGAGCCGAACGCCGAUGUCUCGCCCAUGGACAUCGAACCCCGCACUUCGGAAGGUGCCAUGGCGCCACCAAAGACCAAGAAGAAAACUAAGGCACAACGUGCCGCAGAAGCCGCCCAAGCUGCAGCCGAAGCUAAGCGAGCCGAACGCCUUCGUAAGACAGAGGAGGAGCUUGCCGCCCUGUCAUCCCUUACCGAUAAGGAUGCCCUGCGCAAGGCGUCGAAGACGACCAAGUCCAAGAAGCCGUCGGCAGUCUCUUUCGCAAACGACGAUGAUUCGGACUUUGGCGACGAGACGGAGCUCAACAAGCACGAACUGGAUGAGAAACUCCGGAAGAAGAAGAGCUUGCGCUUCUACACCUCGCAGAUCGCACAGAAACAGAACAAGCGCGGCGCAGCAGGCAAGGAUGUGGGCGGAGACGCUGACAUUCCUUAUCGGGAACGUCUUAAGGAUCGUCAAAUCAGGCUCAAUGCUGAAGCCGAGAAGCGUGGAAAGAAGGCGCUGGCUCCUGAGGAAGAGCUGGGUGGUGACAGUGACGACGAGGACAGACGGCAAGCGCGACAGAUUAGAGACGAAGCCGCCAGCGAGGACGAAGAGUACUACGACAUGGUCACUGCGCGCUCGAAGCAGAAGAAGGCAGACAAGGCGGCGGCAGCGGCGGCUUACGCAAAAGCUGCGCGGGAGGGUGCGCAGGUUAUCGAGACAGAGGAGAUCGGGGCGGAUGGAAAGCGCAAGAUCAGCUAUGCCAUCGCCAAGAACAAGGGUCUCACGCCGCACCGUAAGAAGGAUGUGCGCAACCCCCGUGUCAAGAAGAAGAAGAAGUACGAGGAAAAGAAGAAGAAGCUGGGCAGCAUCAGGCAGGUCUACAAGGGUGGCGAGGGCCGCGGUGGUUACAAGGGAGAGUUGACGGGUAUCAAGAAGGGGUUGGUCAAGAGUGUGAAGCUAUAG
Molecule: messenger RNA, 1971 nt
Organism: Lasiodiplodia theobromae
Lineage: Eukaryota; Fungi; Ascomycota; Dothideomycetes; Botryosphaeriales; Botryosphaeriaceae
Product: Sas10 utp3 family protein
Exons: 2
Coding region: 1-1971 (656 amino acids)
Biological process (GO): maturation of SSU-rRNA from tricistronic rRNA transcript (SSU-rRNA, 5.8S rRNA, LSU-rRNA)
Cellular component (GO): nucleolus; small-subunit processome
Source: RefSeq, a predicted model, not a curated record